GCCAUGUAUACAUUUGUAUUUAUGUAAUUUUUAUUUAUUUAUUUUGCACUGAGCAAUCUCAAAAUGACGUUUCGGGUGCCCCAGAUCCAGCAAUAGGUGGCCCAGUUACCUUAAAUUCUCCACAGAGUCAUGAUGAACCCCAUUCCAGGCUCUCUCUCUCUCUCUCUCUUUCUCUCCUGCUGUUGCAGACUUGUCUCUGCUAGUCAAGUGUAACGUAGUAAAACAGUGUCACGUCAAAGCGCCCUGCCCUUCCUGCUGCCUUUCCAGUUUCCAUCAUCAUAUGGGUGUCAUGGGUCUCGGCUUCGCCUUCGGCCGUGCGCGGUUUCUCAGGGACGACAUAAGCUACUGCUGCGUAUCCAGGCAUCAGAUCAUCCCCGAUCGCGUUUGAUCGUGACGCUGGAUAUAUUCAUUGUUUCCGGCGUGACAUUGUUAUUAACGAUGACUCUUGCAGCUGUGCGCAUUCCCAGGCAACCCCCGUCAUGAACACGCACUAACCGUUUCAUUUCUUCUGUCAGAGCCGGUCAGCGGUAUUGACUGUGGAAAGCUGAGCCUCGGUCAUUCAUACAGCGAAAACAGUAACUCAAAGGUCGAGCAGAGCAACCGGAAAACGAAAGGAUUUUAUUCACACCCCAUUCGUGGUUCUCGACAAGUACACAAAAGAAAAUAUUUUGAAAGUUAGACAACACAUUCUACAGAACAAAGACGGGUUUGGAAUGAAAUUAUGGCCUAGGGCAUGGGCGGAACCAAGAGUAAACCCAAAGAGCUCGGCCCGCGCUCCCGGAGUCUGGACGACGGCACCGGAGGACACCAUCACAGUCCCAACCAGUCGUCCUUCACACCCAACCGGAGUCCGCCGGUGGACGGCAGCAGACGCGGCACCCAGCCCAACAUCAUCAGCGCGGAGCAGGCGCUGUUUGGAGGCGUGAACUCGAACAACAGCAUUACGUCUCCUCACAGGGUCGGCACGCUGUCCGGCGGCGUGACCACGUUUGUGGCUUUGUAUGACUACGAGUCACGAACAGCCACUGAUUUGUCAUUCAGGAAAGGAGAACGACUCCAGAUUGUCAAUAACACGAGAAAGUUGAACCCCAGGGAAGGCGACUGGUGGCUGGCUCGCUCGCUGACGACGGGAGAGAGUGGAUACAUUCCCAGCAAUUACGUGGCACCGUCUGAUUCCAUCCAGGCUGAAGAAUGGUACUUUGGAAAGAUCACACGCAGGGACUCCGAGCGCCUCCUCUUGAGUCUGGAAAACAGGAGAGGAACUUUCCUGGUCCGAGAGAGUGAGACAACCAAAGGUGCCUACUGUCUUUCCGUUCUGGAUUACGACAACGUCAAGGGUCUAAAUGUCAAACAUUAUAAGAUCAGGAAGCUGGACAGCGGGGGAUUUUACAUCACGUCGCGCACUCAGUUCAGUACAUUACAGCAGCUGGUCAACCACUACCACCAGCACGCAGACGGCCUGUGUCACUGUCUGACUGACGUGUGUCCCGUGCUGAAGCCUCAGACUCAGGGCCUGGCACGGGACGCCUGGGAGAUCCCACGGGACUCUCUGAGACUGGACGUCAAACUGGGCCAGGGCUGCUUCGGAGAGGUCUGGAUGGGCACUUGGAACGGCACGACAUGCGUGGCCAUCAAGACCCUGAAGCCUGGCACUAUGUCUCCUGAGGCCUUCCUGCAGGAAGCACAGGUGAUGAAAAAACUCCGGCACGAGAAGCUGGUGCAGCUUUACGCCGUCGUCUCGGAGGAGCCCAUUUACAUCGUCACUGAGUACAUGGGACAAGGAAGUCUGCUGGAUUUCCUGAAGGGUGACAUGGGGAAAAUGCUGCGGUUGCCUCAGCUUGUGGAUAUGGCCUCUCAGAUCGCCUCUGGGAUGGCGUAUGUGGAAAGAAUGAACUAUGUGCACAGGGACCUCAGAGCUGCCAACAUCCUGGUGGGUGAUAACCUGGUGUGUAAAGUGGCUGACUUCGGCCUCGCUCGACUCAUCGAGGACAACGAAUACACAGCCAGACAGGGAGCCAAGUUUCCCAUCAAGUGGACUGCGCCAGAGGCGGCGCUUUACGGCCGCUUCACCAUCAAAUCUGACGUGUGGUCGUUUGGGGUCUUACUGACGGAGCUGGCGACCAAAGGCAGGGUGCCUUAUCCAGGUAUGGUGAACCGGGAGGUGCUGGACCAGGUGGAGCGCGGCUACAGGAUGCCCUGUCCCGCCGAGUGCCCCGAAUCCCUGCACGAGCUGAUGCUGACCUGCUGGCGCAAGGAGCCCGAGGAGCGGCCCACCUUUGAAUACCUCCAGAGCUUCCUGGAAGACUACUUCACCUCUACUGAACCACAGUACCAGCCGGGCGAGAACCUCUAGAGAUGCAGAUCCAGUCAAGUGUGAGAGCAGCAAAAAGGAUAUCAUUUCCCUUACCGGGAAAAAGAACGCGGGAUGUUUGUGGCAUAACCCAACCAAUACUGAUCCACACGUGACGACAACGUCGCAUCCAGCUAAAUCAGCCCAUUUAAAGCAACUUACUGGGUUUUCACAUGGUCUCAAGUGUUACAGCAUUAUAAUCGCAUGUUUCUCCACUUUCAUCGCAGAUGAGCUGCAAACAGCAAGACAAGAUGCAUCUUUUCUGCAAAUAAAUUCAAUAACAAAUUGCUUCUUCAGCCGCCGUUGUUUCUGCUGAUAAUUGAUCCCUAGCUGUUUUCUUGACCUCGAUAUACCACCACUUCUCUUCUAAACCCUUUUAGCGGAUGCUCCAGAUCUGUCAUUCA
Molecule: messenger RNA, 2754 nt
Organism: Sinocyclocheilus anshuiensis
Lineage: Eukaryota; Metazoa; Chordata; Actinopteri; Cypriniformes; Cyprinidae
Product: proto-oncogene tyrosine-protein kinase Src
Exons: 14
Coding region: 734-2353 (539 amino acids)
Biological process (GO): protein phosphorylation
Molecular function (GO): protein binding; ATP binding; protein tyrosine kinase activity
Source: RefSeq, a predicted model, not a curated record